This is a messenger RNA of Mixia osmundae IAM 14324, 3495 nucleotides long. RefSeq lists its product as uncharacterized. The transcript is spliced from 2 exons. The record is from RefSeq and is a predicted model, not a curated record. The coding region runs from base 1 to 3495 and encodes 1164 amino acids. Lineage: Eukaryota; Fungi; Basidiomycota; Mixiomycetes; Mixiales; Mixiaceae.
AUGCCAGACUCCAGGCCGGCGCACAGCGAUGCGGACACAAACAUCACGCUCGAGACGGCCCAUGAGCUCUCGCUGGACUUUGACUUGACCAACUUGCGGCUCCUCAAUUCAGCGCAGCUUGCCAUCGUGCAGUAUCAUCCCGAUGCAGAAGAGGUGCAUGUCCAGGCUGCCGAGGCCUUGUGGAUGCGCCGGAGAGCCAAGGCAGACAAGCGCAAGCGGGACAGCAGGACUAUGCCCGCCCCGCCUCCAAACGCACUCCCCGCCGGUCCAGUGCCUGCCGUGCCAACGUCCAAUGACAGCGUUAUGCAGACGAUCAAUGAGCCCGAACAACCUGUUGCACCAGUCUCGGACACGUCAGAAGCUCCACUCGGUGCGCUGACGCAGGCGGACCUGCCAGCCCCUAAUGCUACGGCAGCUAUCCCCACUCAGACGGCGUCAGGAUCACUCCCAAAGGCGGUCGGCACUCGACCAACGCCUAAGAAGACGAGUAGUCUGACUCAGGCCAAAAAGGCAGAAGCAGCUCGGCUGCUCAAAGAAAGCGUUCAAGCCAAACAGGCACGUACGCUGCCUCCGGUCGCAAGGUCCACCACCGAAGGAUGCGAAGCCGCGACAGAGAUCCGCAAAGCCUAUGGACAGGUCUUCAAAAUACCCCUCGAGGCCAUACCCGCCGAGAUCAGUCGCAUCAAGCAGAGCCUACUCGAGCUCGUGGGCUCGCUCCGCGAGACGGCGCCUGGUACUGCACGCAUCGUUUUCGUGCAGCAGCUUGACAACGCCAUGACAUCACUCAACAUGCUCGAGGAUCGUCUUCCGCGAGAAUCCGUCAAGCGUCUCGAGGAGCGCGAUCUGCAAUGGCACAACAGGGUGGAGACAAUUAGUGAGCCCGCAGACUUGCUCGAUAUGAUCUAUCUCCUCGAUGAGCAGCUUCGUACGCUGGCAGCUACGCAGCCGGCUACUGCCGAAUUCCAUACGAACAUGACACAAUGUCGAGCUGCUCGCUCUGAGCUCAGGAAGCGCUUGAUAAAUUUGCCCAAGGCGCCAAAGAUUGUCGACAAGCCGCUGCCACAGUCAUACAUACGACCAGCUGACGUACCAGCGCAACGUAGCAAAUCGGAAGAGCGCUAUCUGGCGUUGCGCGCUCAAUUGAAGCAACGGGUUGCUGCCCCUUCUUAUCUGCCAGCAGCGCCCUCGCAUCCAGCGUCUCCGCCGGUCAGUAACGCCACGCCCGGGCGAGCGACGCCAAGCUCCUCUGAAAUCCCGCUGAACUCAUCGGCAAGCGCUACCGAAGCGCCUCCGCCUGCGCCUCUGCCCUUGCUGGCCAGAAUCAGCGAUGGAAGAGCGGGGACAGCGACUCCGCCAGAGACCACUCCUGCUGCUCAUGACCAGGAGACGACUACUAUUACCCCGUCUUCGAAAUCGCUUGGAAAACAGAAUGCCGACUCCGGCAAGUCUGCCCCGGCUCGCAUCAAGAGCAAGACGAUCUUGCUCAAAGUAAUUCCCAAGUUCAUCAAAGCAGAAGAGGAAGAGGAUGUCAUCUUCGUUGACGCCUCGAGUAUCAGCAAGCGGAAGCGCACUACAUCUCGGCGCACCGCCAGUCCUGCUUCUGCUCAGGCAGGACAAUCCACUUUUCCUGUCAAUAACGCUCAGAGUCUGAGUGCUGGCGCGAUGCCGGUGACGGUUCCUAACGCAGACAGGCGUAGUGUUGAUAGCGGCGAAUCUAUGGACAUGGAAAUUGAGACCGAUCUUCAAAAUGCGCAAGCAGAGGCACGACCUGCACAGGCGCCUCACAGCUCUUCAGUGACCACUCAAGCUAGCCAGAGGGCUCAUAACGCCCAGACACCCGUGGCUCCAGGUCCAAAGCCGUCUACGCAAGAGCCGAUGCCAGCCGUUCGGCAGGCCGAGCGAUUCCAAUCAGCAGCGCUGGUUGCGCCGCCCCGGGACGCUGCCAUUCAUCGCAAUACGUCCGGAAGGUAUGAUCGCUCCCUAUCGCCCAGCUCUUCCCGGACGGCUCGCUCGCUUCGCGACAGAUCGCCCUUAGGCCGCAGGCCGUUUGGCGACCGUGAGCGAUCGCGCUCGCCUCGCAGAUCAUUGUCGCCUUACCCAUCUCCUCGCCGACGGUCACGUUCGCCUCGCAGAAGAUCGCCUUCGCCUUAUCGACGACCGAGAUCGCCUCGGCGUAGGUCAAUAUCGCCUCGCAGGCGUUCGCCCUCGCCUCGUAGACGCUCACCUUCGCCCAGAAGACCGCUACCACCGCGGAGACGCUCGCCUUCGCCUCGUGACUAUCGACCCGGCCGACAGAUGCCGAAUGAUGCCCGCUUCGUGCCAGCUCAGAAGUCUAUGGGUACGUCAGCUCCUGCGCAAGCCGCUCCUCCGUCAACCACUCCUGUGCAAGCUGCCUCUGCAUCUGUCGCACCUGUACAAGCCACAAUUCCGUCGGUCUGGCCGGUGAUUCCGGCGAAGGCUGCGACAGAUCCGAGUCUCCUUGGGCAAAACGCUUCGGCACCCAUCUCGGGCGCUCUUCCUCCCGUACCAAUAUCUGCGCCCGUUUCGACGUCCGCACCCUCGGUAGCGCCCUCAGCAGCUGCAAUGCUACCGUCGCCGGCAGCACCGAUGAUGCCCAAAGAGCCGCCCGUGCCCAUCCAAACAAGAUUGGCGCCGCCGCCCUUAUCCAGCAAGCCCAUUCCCCAAACGGCAAAGGCUCAGGUCAAAGAGACAUCCGCAGCAUCGGCUACGUCUAACAACGAGUUGACCGCGCUGAGUCGCUCUGUUCUCAAAUGGCCUGCCGUCAACGAGCUCAGGCCUAUCAUUCCAGAUGAUGGCAAGGUGCUUCCGGCAGACUUACUGGAGCGAUAUUUCCCCAUCACGAUCGACGCCAUACCCUCUAACAUGACCGAGAAGCUCAUGUGGAACGUUCUUUGCCGCGGUGAUGGGGUUGACAGGCCACUGGCGAUGAAGCUCAGCAAGGGCGCCAAAGCGACGAUGUGCACAGCGCUGUAUGCAACUGAUGCUAGCGCUGGGCGAGCUGUCGUUGCGCAUAGUGGUAUGUUGCUGAGUUGGCCGCCGCAAGGCAAGACUCAUGCGUAUCGAACAAUUCCCCGUAAUUUGAAUAUGACCUACAAUAACGUCGGAAGGACCGGUCUGGCGGCGAUGUCAUCGCUCCCCCAACAUUUACUGCCUCCCAGCGUGCGCAGCCACGUUCAGCAAACAGGGCAGACGCCAUUGGAUCCACGCGCUAAGCCCUCAGUGCAAAAGAAUGUGCCGCAGCUUCAGAUUUACGCUCGUGCUGACCUGACGAACCGAAUUGCUCCGCACACAUCUCCGCCGAACGGUCCCUCACCCAGAUCCGUACGACAAGACGAGCACGCCUCGCUGAUGGAGCGUUUAGGUUCGCCGAGUACGCGGCCUCCCGCACCUGUGUAUCAGCCAAUGCAUCGCGCGGCACCCAAUUUAGCAGCGCGCGUCGCACCGCGGUCAAACCAUCCCAUGUGGAACAAUUAG